This is a messenger RNA of Fundulus heteroclitus (mummichog), 671 nucleotides long. RefSeq names its product N-alpha-acetyltransferase 38, NatC auxiliary subunit (gene naa38). Gene Ontology annotation, molecular function: RNA binding. The transcript is spliced from 3 exons. Gene Ontology annotation, cellular component: NatC complex. The coding region runs from base 23 to 403 and encodes 126 amino acids. Lineage: Eukaryota; Metazoa; Chordata; Actinopteri; Cyprinodontiformes; Fundulidae. The record is from RefSeq and is a predicted model, not a curated record.
AUGUCGCAACUUCCGGUUUCGCAUGUCCGUCAGGGAAACUGCUCCCCGAGCAACAACAGGAGGAAAAACGGACACAAUGAUUGAGGAAAAUGGUCCUUCGGCACAUGAGUCCGAAGUGUCCUCCUCGUCCCAGGCCAGGCAGAAACUGGAGGGGCUCCUCAACAAGAACAUGAGGAUCCGCAUGACGGACGGGCGGACCCUGGUGGGGCUCUUCCUCUGCACAGACCGGGACUGCAAUGUGAUCCUGGGCUCGGCCCAGGAGUUCCUCAAAUCCUCAGACACGUUCUCCCAGGGGGAACCCAGAGUCCUGGGCCUGGCCAUGAUCCCCGGUCACCACGUGGUGUCCAUCGAGGUGGAGGCCGACAGCCUGGAGGACGCCGAGGGCUUUGGAGCCAACCACUGACCAGCCAGCAUUGGUGUGACUGUUUCCUGUCAUGGGCAAUACAAUCAAACACGUUCCAGGGCGGCUGACGCAGAACCUCGGUGCCAGCGCUCCGGACGCAUCCCACCCCAUCCCCCGGGUGAACGGACGAGAAGUCCAGCAGUUGUGGAUGUGGCCUCAUCGGGCCAAGUGCAUUUAUGACAAAGUUUUGUGCAAAUAUGUGGCUGCAAGUUUCCUUUGUUAGCGUUUUAAAAUAAAUUGAUGUUUGACCAUUUGGUUUAUGAUCCUA